Macroventuria anomochaeta is the source of this 2866-nucleotide messenger RNA. Its product is annotated as sulfur metabolite repression control protein-like protein SconB. The coding region runs from base 346 to 2514 and encodes 722 amino acids. NCBI's taxonomy places the organism in Eukaryota, Fungi, Ascomycota, Dothideomycetes, Pleosporales, Didymellaceae. Gene Ontology annotation, molecular function: protein binding. The transcript is spliced from 2 exons. The record is from RefSeq and is a predicted model, not a curated record.
CACACAAUCAACGCUCGUGGGUUGAUAUCAAAAGCAAGCCGUCCGCCGCGAUUGCAACUUUUUUUGUGCAGAUUCAAUCGCAGGUUACCACGUAAUUCCACGCAACUUUGUUGAGUUGCUCGUACUGCGCUCAGUUCCCUCGAUCAUCUCUUGCUUGGCAGUCAGACCCUGGCCAUCGUCACAGCACGCGAUACCGCCCUCAGAUCUCGACAGCAGCACAAGCUCACCGCGUCCCAUGAUUGAGUGCUACCCGGGCUCUCGCGCUCAGACGAAUUCCUGCGAACGCACAGGACACAUCUUAUCGUGCUGAGCAUUUCGAGCAUCUCUGGGGUGCUCCACACUAAGAUGGCGUCAAAUACCACCCAGACUGUCACCACUGUCGCAACAGACCGCAAUCGUGCGCAACCUGUCACAAAUCCUCCGAAACGACGCCACACGUCCUGGCGUACCCAGUUCCCCGACGAGGAAGCAAUGGGUACUCCUACCGACCCGCACACCGCUCUGAUGCAGGGCCACGACCAUGAGCACGCUUCUGAGCGUUCACGACACCUCCUGGGCGAGAAAGCAGAAGAGACCGAAGAGGCCCAAGCGAGCAAGUCUAAGAAGAUUGAGAAGAUGAUCACGCCCUACCUCGCCCAACAUAUCCCCCAGCAGUACAACCCGCUUGGCGGCGCUGGCGGCGCAGGCGCCCCUCCUGGCAACAUCAACACCAAGUUCUGCUACCGCCACCGUCCUGACCUCCUGUGUCGACGACAGGCCGACGAGCCCUCCAUGGAGCAGUUGCAGCAGGAGCUUGGCAAAGAGUCACAGGCUGACCAGCAGAGCAUCGCCAAUGUCUGGUCACUGUUCUCCGCGGCCCCUUCUCGACACCGCAACCUUAUGCUUCAGGGCAUCUUGGCUCAGUGCUGCUUCCCUCAAUUGUCCUUCGUCUCCUCAUCUGUCCGCAAUCUCAUCAAGAUCGACUUCAUUGGCGCAUUGCCCCACGAACUUGGCUUCAAGAUCCUCUCCUACCUCGACACUACCUCACUCUGCAAAGCAGCUCAAGUGAGCCGCAAAUGGAGACAGCUCGCCGACGACGACGUGGUCUGGCACAAGAUGUGCGAGCAGCACAUUGACAGAAAGUGCACCAAGUGCGGCUGGGGACUGCCAUUGCUCGACCGCGCACGUCUACGACACGAGAAGAGGAGGAUCCAGCUGCGAGCUUCAGGACGAGGGAUCAACAAGUGGUCACCAAAUAUUACCCCCGUGCCUGAGGACUCAGAACCCCCUACAACCCUAGUGCACCGCACAUCAGCCUCUUCCGACACCACCACAGGCACCAAGCGCUCCGCUCCCGAGGACCCAUCCUCACCAAAGGCCUCGUCGAAGCGAUCAUGUACCGACGUCACACAUGGCGAAGCUCGUGACCAAUUGGCAUCAUACUUCGCUCAGCCCAAGAAGCGUCCGUGGAAGGAUGUCUACAAGGACCGCUUCAAGGUCGGCACCAAUUGGAAGUACGGACGCUGUUCUGUCAACAUCCUUAAGGGCCACACCAACGGCAUCAUGUCUCUCCAAUUCGAUGACCGCACCCUCAUUACAGGGUCCUACGAUGCCACCAUCAAGGUAUGGGAUAUCAAAACCGGAAAGGAAAUUCGAACCCUUACCGGACAUACUGCCGGUAUCCGCUGCUUACAGUUCGAUGACUCAAAGCUCAUUACUGGUAGCCUGGAUCGCACCAUCAAGGUAUGGAACUGGAGGACUGGCGAACUGAUUAGAACACUGGGAGGUCACACCGACGGCGUCAUUGGCCUCCACAUGGCAGAAAAGUUGCUUGCGUCAGGAUCGUCAGACCACACCAUCAUGGUGCACGACUUCAACAACUACCAACGUGUCACACUACGAGGACACACAGACUGGGUCAACUCAGUUAAGAUUGACCUUGCCUCACGCACACUGUUCUCAGCAUCCGAUGACAUGACCGUCAAGCUGUGGGAUCUCGACACUCAUCAGUGCAUCAAGACGUAUGAGGGUCACGUCGGUCAGGUACAACAAGUCUUGCCCUUGCCACAUGACUUUGAGAUUGACGAGGACGACUUUAACGCCACCGCCAAUACCGACGUCUCUGACACUGCCUCCCAACCCCCCUCCGACAAUGAGGCAGCCCUGCCAUCGUUCUCUGCUAUACAAGAGGAGUCGGUCUUCCCCGACGACCCAUCACGACUCAGCCCACCCUCCUACAUGCUCACCGGCUCUCUCGACGGCACUAUUCGUCUUUGGCACGUACCCUCGGGUCGAUGCGUCCACCGCUUCUUCGGCCACGUGGAGGGUAUCUGGUCGCUUGCCGCCGACUCUUUACGUGUUGUAAGCGGAGCAGAAGACAAAACAAUCAAGAUCUGGGACCCACGUACUGGCAAGCACGAGAGGACCUUGGUCGGUCACACCGGUCCCGUGACUUGCAUCGGCCUCAGCGACGAGCGAGUCGUCAGCGGUGGUGAGGACGGCACUGUGCGAAUCCACUGUUUUACAAGCGUCUGAGCGAUCUUCAUUGUCGAUCUCUUUAAUGGCUCAUGCCACAGAAAACUUUAGCAUGGCGUCUCUCAUCCAUGGGUUGACAUUUACUGUAUUUUGAAGAGGGCGGCGUCCCAAAAGCAACAAAAUGUUGGCUCUUCAUUUGGCGUUCAUCUUGUAUAUAUGUAAUCCGUUCUGGCUUCAUCUGCUUCUAGCUAGAUACCCUCUUGCAAUCGAUCUGAACACUUUCAAUGGCCUUCUUCUUCUCCUUCCUGUUCUGUUUGUCUUUUGCAUCUCUAUCUUAUCAGCAUCCAUGCAAGACCCCUAUCACCACGCAUAAGGCGUGCUUGCAGUGUCGCGUGGUGCGAGAAGUACGGAC